Molecule: messenger RNA, 1428 nt
Organism: Rotaria sp. Silwood2
Lineage: Eukaryota; Metazoa; Rotifera; Eurotatoria; Philodinida; Philodinidae
Source: the annotation of a GenBank genome assembly
AUGUCAUAUAACGACAAAACGAUGCCCUGUAUUACUUUAAAACAAGUAGAAGAACACAAUGGCAGCGACAAAAAAUCAUCAUGGAUUGUUUUGUAUGAUCAGGUAUAUGAUAUAACAUCAUUCCUUAAUAUUCAUCCAGGAGGCAAUAUUAUUCAAUAUGCAGCAGGAAUUCCUGAUGCAACAUGUUUAUUCGAGAGUUAUCAUAGUACGAACAGUAUCAAGAAAUGUCAAGCAUUAUUAAUGAAACAUGGUAAAUACCUCGGAGAAAUAUCUACUGAAGUAGAUUCUGAGUGUAAAUAUAUGAUAAAUAAUGACAAUGAUGAUAAUACUGGCACAACAGUAGAUUCGACUAAGUUCUUUUACACACUUCGCAAUCGAGUUGAUGCAUACCUUCAAAAAACUAAUGGUGGUCGUCAUGUAUACCAAUCGAUAUAUCAGAUCGAAGCUAUAUUGACAUUAACAUUAUAUUGCAUAGCGAUCUAUUAUAAAAGUUUUCAAUGCAGUUAUCUUGCAGCUGUGUGUUUAGGUGUAAUUAUGGCACGAAUGGGUUUUUUGAUGCAUUCGGGUAAUCAUUGUGCUAUAUCAUCAAAUCCAUAUUGGAAUCAGUUUGUUGGUUUCUUCAUGGAUAUAAUUGGCAGUUCUCAUUAUACAUGGAAUUAUGAACAUCAAAUAGCACAUCAUAUCAUGCCCAACGAAUAUCGUAGAGAUAACGAUUGUGAAAUAGGCGAUCCAUUAUUUCGAUUUCAUCCAUUUAUUUCUGACAUUGAACAAACGAAAAAUGAAAAUAUGAAAGAGAAAUCAUCUCGUUUUCGUAUUUUCGUACGUCGAUAUCAACAUAUUCUUGUUCCUACUUUAAUGAGUAUUGGAUUUUUGAAAUGGACAAUAAAUGAUAUUGAAUAUUUAAUCAAAUCAAAAGCUGGUAAUAUUCGUUUAGCUACUAAAUUUAUUAUCAUUAUUUCAACAUUAAUAUCUAAAGUUUUAUGGUUGAUAAUUCAUAUAAUUAUUCCUUACAUAUAUUUUGGUGGAAAAUACACAUUAAUUACUUUCAUCAUCUUUAUGGUAAUCGGUGCAUAUUAUCUCGAAAAUAUCUUUAUUGUCAAUCACAUACAAGAAAAGUUGCAAAUACCACCAAUGAUCAAUGUUGAUAAUCGACGAUCGUUGCACUGGGCUAUUCAUCAAGUUUACACAACAGCUAAUUGGAAAUCUGGUAGUUAUAUUGCCACUUUUCUUAGUGGUGGAUUAAAUCAUCAAAUCGAGCAUCAUUUAUUUCCUUCUAUGAAUAUUUAUCUUUAUCCAAAAAUUGCACAUAUUGUUCAAGAAGAAUGUUACAAAUUUGGUUUACCCUAUCAUAAUUAUAAUUCAUUUACAACUGCAUGGAUAGAUAUGUUUUAUUAUUUGAAAAAAUUAGGUAAUCCUAAUACAAAUUGA